Messenger RNA from Homarus americanus (American lobster), 1206 nucleotides. RefSeq names its product mucin-5AC-like. The coding region runs from base 1 to 1206 and encodes 401 amino acids. NCBI's taxonomy places the organism in Eukaryota, Metazoa, Arthropoda, Malacostraca, Decapoda, Nephropidae. The record is from RefSeq and is a predicted model, not a curated record. The transcript is spliced from 2 exons.
AUGGCUUGUUACGUCACCAUGGCUUGUUACGUCAUCAUGGCUUGUUACGUCACCAUGGCUUGUUACGUCAUCAUGGCUUGUUACGUCACCAUCACCAGGCACCGGCCACAACAGGACCGGCCACAACAGGCACCAGCCAGAGCACCGGCCACAACAGGAACCGCCACAACAGGCACCGGCCACAACAGGCACCGGCCACAAGGGACCACAACAGGAACCGGCCACAACAGGCACCGGCCACAACAGGAACCGGCCACAACAGGCACGGCACAUGAGCGCACAACAGGGCACCAGCCACAACAGGAACCGGCCCAGCAAGACUGGCCCACAACAGGCACCAGCCACAAAGGAACCGGCCACAACAGGCACAGGCCACAACAGGCACCGGCACAACAGGCACCGGCCACAACAGGCACUCGCCGGCAAGGAACCAGCCCAACAGGACCAUCAACAGGCACCGGCCACAGCAGGACCGGCCACAACAGGAACCGGCCACAACAGGCACCACAACAGGCACCGGCCACAACAGGAACCGGCCACAACAGGCACCGGCCACAACAGGCACCGGCCGCCAGGACGGGAACAGAGACCACAACAGGCACCGGCUGGCAGGAACCAGCCGGGCACAACAACAGGCACCGGCCACAACAGGCACCGGCACAGGCACCCAAGCAGGCACCGGCACAACAGGCACCGGCCACAACAGGCACCGGCCACAACAGGGAACCGGCCAACGGGCACCAAGCACAACAGGCACCGGCCUGCAGGGACCACAACAGGGACCAGCCAACAGGCACCGGCCACAACAGGGACCAGCCAGCAGGCACAGCCACAACAGGCCCGGCCACAACGGAACCGGCCACAACAGGCACCGGCCACAACAGGAACCGGCCACAACAGGCACCAGCAGGCACCAGCCCAGCAGGGACCAGGCCGCCACAACAGGCACCGGCCACAACAGGCACCGGCCUGGCAGAGACCAGCCUGGCAAGAACAGGCACAACAGGACCGGCCACAACAGACCGGCCACAACAGGCACCGGUCACAACAGGCACCAGCCAACAGGCACCAGCAGCCCAACAGAAACCGGCCACAACAGGCACCGGCCACAACAGGCACCGGUCACAACAGGCACCGGCCACAACGUACGUGGCUCCACGGUCAACACCGGCAGCUCGCUACGGUCACGUGUACAUGUGCGGCUAA